This is a messenger RNA of Raphanus sativus (radish), 938 nucleotides long. RefSeq lists its product as uncharacterized. The record is from RefSeq and is a predicted model, not a curated record. The transcript has 5 exons. NCBI's taxonomy places the organism in Eukaryota, Viridiplantae, Streptophyta, Magnoliopsida, Brassicales, Brassicaceae. The coding region runs from base 122 to 724 and encodes 200 amino acids.
UUAAAGAAUCCAGCUUUCCAGUAUUAGCCACGUUCCAUCUUCUCCUCUUUUGAAACAUUUCACCAGCAGAGAGAGAGUGGAUCUUUCGCCGGAGUAUCUCCCGGAGAAAUCGGUUUAGGAGAUGGAGAGGAGGGCAGAGGACGAUGAAGAAACCGCCGCCGAACCUUCUGGUGAAGCCAUAAGAUCUCGGCUCAGUAACAGAGCAGACCCUUUCCUUGUUGUUUGCAGGUGUUUCAGCUUCGUUACAUCUCUCGUCGCUGUUCUCUGCGUUGUCGUUAAUGUUCUCGCUGCCAUUCGCUCCUUCCGGGACAGCCACGAUAUAUUCGAUGGAAUAUUCAGGUGCUAUGCUGUGUUGAUUGCUUGUUUUGUGGUUCUUGCCGAGACGGAAUGGGGAUUUAUCCUUAAAUUCUCCAAGGUUCUUGAGUACUGGGCUGGGAGAGGAAUGCUUCAGAUUUUUGUGGCUGUGAUGACAAGAGCUUUCCCUGACUAUAUGACUCAAAAGAAGGAUCUCUUGCUUCUACAGAACAUCGCAAGCUACAUGCUCCUCGCUUGUGGUCUUGUCUAUUUCAUAUCAGGGAUUCUAUGCAUUGGUUUUCUGAAACGUGCUCGACAGAAGAAGGAGAUCUCGAAAGAACAAGCUGUCAAAGAUCUUGAGGAGAUAGACAGACGCAGGGAAGAGCUGGAACAGUUGCUCGUGGAGCAUCGGAGUAGAGACGAUGUGUAAAUGUGAUCACAAGUACAGUAGCUUCAUUUUGAACAGACGAGAUCAGUUUGUUUAUGUAUUAAAGGAUUGUGUGAGCUCUCUGUUUUCAUCCUUUCCACUUUGGAUAGUAACAGCAGACUCUUUUUCUUUCUUUCUUUGUUUGAAUAAUUAAACGCUAGGCUUGUAAUAGUUGUCGUAUAAGAGACGAGCACUAUUGAUGAUACAUUCAUCUAUU